AUGGCUGCGCAACAUCUGCCGUACGAUAUAAUUGCAGUCAUUGUCACCCAUCUCAAACGAAUCUUGCAAUCUGAACUGGAGGCAAAACGUCAAUACCCAGAUGUGCGGCUUUCUCCGUACGCAACCAUCUGCAAAUCCUGGAAUGCAGUUGUCGAGCGCGAAACCUUCCGGCUUCUCAACCUCAGCAAUGAAAGAAUGCAAUACGCCGAGAAGGUUUUGCAGCAGAACCCCGCCCGCCUCUCGGCCGUGAAACGUAUCUCGUUCAAAAGUAGAUGUCCGAAGAGCGGCUUCCGCAGGCGAGAUUUGAGCAAGCGACAGCUGAUGGAAAGAGAUGCUUCGUUCUCAAGUGGGCUGCUGAGAUUGUUCCGGUUCCUGCAACGCAUGGAGAAAGGUCACUCAGGCGUCGAGAGAGCUGGAUUUGGAAAUCUCACAUUGGACCUGAAUGUCACUUCGUAUCUUCAAGACCUUGAAGACGAAGAUGUUCAAGUUCUCAAGGAGGCCGAUGCUGCUCUUGAUGAUGAAGAAUCCUACCGCGAUAUCUUGGGUGGAAAGCCAACUUCGUGUCUUAAGUACGACUCUACUCUCCUACGCUAUGUGGGCGAGCCUUUGCCCACACUCCAUUGUGUCCGGAUCUUCAUCUUUCCACAAAAUGGAGAAACUAUGGUUUGGUCGAGUACGUUUACCCUAAUGCUCUCGGUUAUGGAAGGCCUCGAGUACUGUGACAUCGCUUUCGAUGACGGGCAGAUGCUCAACCCCAACACUCGUAUAGGAUAUCGGAAAGCCUUAGGCGAGACGCUCUGCAAAAUCCCCACCACAUGCGAAGAGUUCCACGCCACCUUCGAGCCCGAUGAGUACUUCAUCAUCGUGUCACCUGCAUGCGACCCUCCAUCGUUGGACAUCCUGUCCAUUGGAAUACGCAAUAUGUCCACGCAGUUGGUUCGACUCUCGCUGGACUCGCUGGCCAUAUCGCCCUCGCUAUUUUGGCCAGACGACAACGAGGAUGCCGUGACACCGUACUGGCCCCGCCUCAAGCAUUUUAAGGUCCGCUACGCGCCGAGCCUAGCCUCGGGCGAGUGGUUAGUGCACUUGGAGAAAGAAGACGAGCGCUGCACCCUGCCUCCACACUUAAAGAAAUACAUGCUGGAUCAUACAACGUAUGUAGACCGCCUCGUUCUAGACUGCGAGCGCGCGAACGUGCUCUUCGCCGCCGUAGGGCGGGCCACUCGGAACAUGCCUGCACUGCAAGAAAUGCAGCUUGAGAUGUCCGAUGAGCUGGGGUCUGAGCUUCACUUUACUUACAAGUACGAAAAAGAGCGCAAGGCAUUUGUGGCUUCGUGGCAUAGUGCUCCGAGCGUUUUUGAAGCAAGUCCGGAUGUUUUGGAGGCUUUUGGAAUUCUUGAGGGAAGCUUUAUCGAGAGGCCCAGCCUAUCAACCUCCGCUGAGCAUCGCUCCCCCAAUGUGACAACGCGGGGUUCAAUUUACCAAGGACUUUGCUCUCCCGCUCUAACCCAAUAG
Messenger RNA from Lasiodiplodia theobromae, 1515 nucleotides. RefSeq lists its product as uncharacterized. Bases 1 to 1515 code for a protein of 504 amino acids. Lineage: Eukaryota; Fungi; Ascomycota; Dothideomycetes; Botryosphaeriales; Botryosphaeriaceae. The record is from RefSeq and is a predicted model, not a curated record. The transcript is spliced from 3 exons.